GCUCCGUCGAGUCCAUAAAGCUUUGACCAAUGAGAAUUCUCCGCAUCUAGUCUGCUUAGUCACACUGUACCUUCCCGGCUAACCUUCGGUCGUUUGGACAGUGUCAAUCUUACAGAUGUCCACUGCUCCCAUUACCCCUGCUCAAUUGGGGAAGCUGUGGCGUCACAAGCUCCCGAGCUUUUCGAAAUGUUGAGGGCUGCAGCUUCGUGGCUUCACCUCAGUCCAUCGACCAGACGGCCGUGUUGAUUUGCGCACUGCUCGACACCACAAACAGCCACGAUGCCUCCAAAAGCAGCCCCUCGACCAAGGGAGUUCGUCCAUCCCGAAGCUGGACAUGCUCGGAAGAAGCCCCCCAGCGCUUUCGCUAUCGAGCCCAUCUCGGCAUUCUACUGCUUCCUGAUCGCCAACAUCAUCUCUGCUCUCUUCGCCCCGAUUCAAGACUGCGAUGAAACAUUCAAUUACUAUGAACCGACCCAUUACCUGUCCCACGGCUAUGGCCUACAAACGUGGGAAUACUCCCCCACCUACGCGAUUCGCAGCUGGCUAUACGUUGGUCUACAUGCCAUUGUUGGGAACAUUCGCCGCUUGAUGCCACAGUCCACCAAGGUCGGAGAGUUCUUCUUCAUCCGCUACGUACUCGCUUUCGGCUGCGCCUUGUGCCAGACCCUUCUCUUCCGUGUCAUUAGCCUCACCCUCAAUGCACGCAUCGGCCUGUUCUUCAUUCUGGCCACCGUCUUCAGCCCUGGAAACUUCCACGCAAGCACCGCCUAUCUGCCCUCCAGCUUUGCCAUGUACAUGGCCAUGCUGGGCGCUUCGUCCUUCAUGAACUGGCGGGGUGGUCUCAAGACCGCUCAAGGCAUCUUUUGGUUUGCUGUCGGUGCGGUGGUGGGCUGGCCCUUUGCCGCGGCACUCUGCGCGCCAUUCCUCGUCGAGGAGGCUCUCUUCGCUGCCUUGAGUGAUACGGACCGCUUGAUUGAAGCUAUCAUGCGCGUGGUGAGGGGCGUCGUUGCGGGCCUCAUUGUUCUUUUCUUCGAUGGCGUUAUCAAUACCUUCUUCUACAAGAAAAUCGAGGUCGCAGCUUGGAACAUUGUCAAGUACAACAUCUUCUCGGAGACCGGCGGCCCUGAACUGUACGGCACAGAACCUUGGACCUUUUACUUCCGCAACCUAACCCUGAACUUCAACAUCUGGUUCGCGCUUGCGCUCGUCUGCCUGCCUCUGUUCUUGCUGCAGAAGAUCGUUUCUCCCUCUGGCCAGGGAUUCCAGACCGGUCUUCGUGCACUGGUCUUCAUCUCGCCUUUCUAUCUGUGGCUCGGGAUUUUCACUCUUCAGCCUCACAAGGAAGAGCGUUUCAUGUACCCUGCGUACCCCUUCCUUGCCUUGAACGCAGCAAUGUCAUUGCACAUUGUACUUACCGCGCUCGGCAACUCCGAUCCAAAGACCCUCGUUGGCAAGAUCCCUGCCAAGCUCAAGCUGUCCUUGGUCACCAUCACCCUGCUACUGUCAUUCGAUAUUAGUCUUUCCCGAGUGUACGGCAUUUGGUCUGCCUACUCUGCCCCUUUGAGUCUUUACAAGCCUCUCGGAGCUGGCGUCAGUGGCCAACAAGGCCUUGGUGUGCGUGGCGACAAUGUCUGCUUCGGCAAGGAAUGGUAUCGCUUCCCGUCAUCCUACUUCCUGCCUCGCGAUAUGCACGCAAAGUUCGUUCGCUCAGAGUUCAGGGGCUUGCUCCCAGGUGAAUUCUCCGAGGCUCGCACUGGAUUCGGUUUCUGGAGCGGUACCUGGAUGCCAACGAAUGGCAUGAACGACAGAAACCAAGAGGAUAUGGGUAAAUAUGUCGACCAGAGAUUCUGUGGCUUCAUGGUGGACACACAAUACCCUGAACGAACCGCUCCCCUGCCUCCAAACGAGCCCGACUAUAUCGCUGAUGAAGAGAACUGGGAGAUUGUCAAGUGCAUCCCCUUCUUGGACGCGGAGAAUACCCAUGUUUUGGCCAGAGCGCUCUACGUGCCCAACCUUCCGUUCGUCCCAGAGCAGUUUAAGCGGAAAUGGGGCCGUCACUGCCUGCUCAAGCACAAGAAAUGAAGUGACCCUUCGUUAUGAUUGUACCUUUGAAGGCGGAUUCUUGAGCCAUCUUUUAGGAAAGCAUAAGGCUGUCUAGGGGGGCUGCCUUUGCAGUUAGGCCGGGCAUCUUGACCAAGGAUUGACAUGGCUCAGCAAUCAACUAUCCUGAUGGCGAUGCAGCCGUAUUUGUUACAACACGUAUCCAGGAUGUGAGAGAUCGAGAAGCUUCACGGGCAGAUAAUGUUUCAGAAAGACGAUGGCCAUAUGGCAGUCGCUGGGCACCACAACAGUCUGAGCACCGGAUCAACUCUCAGACUUCAUAGCUGGGACAAGGUCGUGAGCAGCAGGAAGAACUGUAGAGCAAAGCGCAAUCUCCUCCAGUCUUGAGGGGCCAAAGAGAUCGCCGGCAUUGUCUUGCAGGAAAUCACAUGAGGUCACCCAGAAGCUUUACAGAACAAGAUUUGAGUUCUGUGCCCAUCAAUAAAGAGCAUAAGUACAUCUAUUCACUACUGUGCAACCUUUCAAAUGCUCGAGCAUCGAUAUGCGUUUUUAUCAUACCUAGGACAUGAAAUUUCUAGAACGUCAUCAUGGAAGGCCAUUGACUGGACCUAAAAGAUGACCGACAAGCCCCGCUUCCAAACAGUCUUCUUCUUCUCAGUCCCUUCGUAGACAUCAUCGAGCUCCUCCUCGGGCCGUCUUCCCAUAUCAAGAUCAACGCUGUGCAAGUCGACGCCGAAGCCCCAAUCCUUGGUGUAGACCUUCCAAAACAAGAAGAGGGAGAUGGUGAUGGGAGCAGCCAAGUAUCCCUGAAAGAAGGAUUCUGCGCUCGGCUUCCCUCCGACGGGCUGUACAAGCAUGAGUAACAUAGUCAACAACGCUUGAAAAGAGGAAUGAGAUCUGCAGACUUACAAAGAGCGAAGAAUAAAACGUCGCAGCAAGCGAACAACAAACCAAAAACACACCAACAUGACUCCCCACCACACCCAGCGCAGACCUCCAGGGGAUAUCCUCGGGACUCCUCCCCUGCACCUUCCACGCCUUGCGGAAGCGGAUGUGCGCGAUCAUGAUGCUCGCGUAGGCAAACUGGCCCGAGAGACCCGUGACGGCGAGCAGCCAGUUGAAGACGGUCUUGCUGUCGGCGGCGACGGUGAUGAAGGAGAUGAAGCCGAAGGCGACCUGGAGCGCGACGCAGUAGAUGGGCCGGCCGGACUUGUCGAUCUUGGCGAAGAUGGAGGGGGCGCGGCCGGAUUGGGCGAGGGCUUGGAGGACGCGGGUUGAGCCGUAGGUGCAGCUGUUUGCGACGGAGAUGACGGCGCAGGUGAUUACUGUGUUUGGAAGUGUUAGAGUCACUUGAUGAUAUAGCUUGAGUGGUAUUCAGAACGGGUGUAUGGGAGAAGACGAGGAAAAUGAGAUGAUAUCAGACGUACCGCCGUUGAUGAUGUGAGGGAGAACUUGGAUGCCGGCGAGUUGGACGGCCAGAACAAAGGGGGAUGCCUUUGUAUUUGCGCCGCUGGCGCCGAGGAGAACGUCGCUGUCCGAGGGGACGAUGAGGCCCAUGAUGAAGAUGUUGAGGAUGUAGAAGAGGGCGAUGCGCCAGAAUACCUGGCGGGUGGCUUUCGGGAGGGUCUUGCGCGGGUUCCUGGCUUCGGCGGCUGCGAGGCCCACCAUUUCAGUGCCGCCAAAGGAGAAGGCUGGGAUAUUUUUUUGUUUAGUUUCCAGAGCUCUCGAACCAUUAUAGACUUUGACGUGGAUAUAGGGGCGGUAAUGUAGUAAGAGAAGGAGGUGAACUCACCGGCAGUCACGAAGACGGAGCAGAAUCCUUGGAAGCCGUUCCUGAAGGCGCCUGGGUCGUGCCAGUAUUGCGCGCCGAUGUAGCCUCUCGGGUCCGUGGGUACGCCGCCGGCGUUGAUGAUGAUGCCGAGGAUGAUGAAGCCGAUACAUGCGAUAAUCUUG
Molecule: messenger RNA, 4014 nt
Organism: Colletotrichum scovillei
Lineage: Eukaryota; Fungi; Ascomycota; Sordariomycetes; Glomerellales; Glomerellaceae
Product: Alg9-like mannosyltransferase
Exons: 4
Coding region: 280-2082 (600 amino acids)
Biological process (GO): protein N-linked glycosylation
Cellular component (GO): endoplasmic reticulum membrane
Molecular function (GO): alpha-1,2-mannosyltransferase activity
Source: RefSeq, a predicted model, not a curated record